Messenger RNA from Anopheles nili, 3018 nucleotides. Its product is annotated as solute carrier family 12 member 8. Gene Ontology annotation, cellular component: membrane. Gene Ontology annotation, molecular function: potassium:chloride symporter activity. Lineage: Eukaryota; Metazoa; Arthropoda; Insecta; Diptera; Culicidae. Gene Ontology annotation, biological process: potassium ion homeostasis; potassium ion import across plasma membrane; chloride ion homeostasis. The transcript is spliced from 5 exons. The coding region runs from base 1 to 2142 and encodes 713 amino acids. The record is from RefSeq and is a predicted model, not a curated record.
AUGCCCAACGGGUCAAAUGUAGACUGGUCCAGGUACGGACUCGGUAGCGAUGAUUCAUCACCAACCGAACGGAACCGGGCCGGACACGGUCGAACCGGCGGUGGCAGUGGAGGCUUUGUCGAUCUCGGCAACGAGUACGAUUACGGUGCCGGAGGACACCACGCGUCCGGCCGGGAUGAGAUCUUCGCCGAGGACCAGGGCGAUAAGCCGUGGUGGAGGAGUAACUUCUUCAUCUCCCAGCCCGUCCUGUUCGGCACGUGGGAUGGUGUGUUCACCUCCUGUCUGAUCAACAUCUUUGGCGUUAUCGUGUUCUUGCGUUCCGGAUGGAUCGUGGCUGAAGCGGGCAUCAUGCACGCCAUACUGAUCAUUUUCUGUGCGGUUGGUAUUGCGCUCGUGUCAGUGCUAUCAGCUGUCGGCAUUUGCGAACGCUGUCGGGUGGAGAGCGGUGGCGUGUACUUCCUGAUCGCCCACACGCUCGGGUCUCGGUUUGGCGGGUCCCUUGGGCUGCUGUACUGCUUUGGUCAAGCCGUGGGCUGUGCGCUGAACGUGCUCGGCUUUGGAGAGUCCAUCGCGGGACUGGUCGGGCUGGAGGGCAAUCAGUGGGCGAUUCGUGGCUUUGCAAUUACCGCUGUCCUGCUGCUCGGCGUGAUCAAUGUGGCAGGAGUUAAGUGGGUUGUGAAGCUACAGUUCGCCCUGCUAAUCGUGAUUCUGAUGUCAGCGUUGGAUUUCAUGGUCGGCAGCUUCAUCGGUGAGGCACCCGAGCACGGAUUCGAAGGCUGGGGUUCGGGCAAUAUGGCAGCAAAUCUCUGGUCCGCUUACACAGACGGUACGUCCUGGUUCACCGUGUUCGGAGUGUUCUUUCCGACGAUCACGGGCAUUCUGUCCGGGAUCAACAUGAGCGGCGACCUGCGCGCACCAUCGACGGACAUCCCGAACGGAACGCUGGCCGCCCUCAGCACGUCCACGUUCCUGUACAUGGUGUUCAUACUGUUUCUCGGGGCCACCUGCCAACGGAAGCACUUGCUGACGGAUUAUCAGAUCGCGGUCAAAGUCUCCGCGGUGGAGUUUUUGCUGCUGGCCGGCAUCUACGUGUCCAGCAUGUCUUCAUGUCUCGGUGCGAUGUACGGAACGCCGCGCGUCCUGCAGAGCAUCGCCAACGAAAACGUCAUCCCCGGCAUCGGCAAGUUGGGCAAGGGUCGCGGACCCAACAAAGUGCCACUGUAUGCGAUGGCCGUUGUGGCCGGUGUGACUACCACAUUCAUCAUCAUAGGCGACAUCAACACGCUAGCACCGAUUGUGACGAUGCCUUUCCUGCUCACGUACGCCUGCAUCGACUACUCGUACUUUGCGCUAGCACAAACGUUUGAUAUACAGAAUAACCGCGAGGAGCGAUUCCGGAUACAGGCGCAGAGCCCGCUGUACGAGACGAGAAAUUACGGUGCCACCGGGGACUACCACGAAAAUAACGAUCUCGAUCAGCUGUUCCCGGAACGCACGCGUCACAAAAACCUUGGAACCCCAACCAAUUCACCGCAGCAUGUGCCUUCAACUGCAGCUACGAGCACGGUACGCAAUCGUGAAUCUGUCGACCGGUCGCAGCAACCCAACGGAAUACCUCACAGUGCGUCAGUUACCAGUGCCGAUUCGGAAGUUGUCUUCCGGGACGGUACGAAUAACACCAACAACACCAACUCUAUAAGCGAGGCAGACGACGAGCCCAUCGCCCCGAUUCGGCCACCAAUUCAUUCGAAAACGAAAAACUGGUACUCCGGUUUCUGCAACCGAUGGGCGUCGCUGUUGGGCGCUGGAAUUAAAAUACUCGUUAUGCUCCUUGUAAACUGGGUGUAUGCUUUGGUUUGCAUCGCCACCGUUCUCAUCGUUUGGUUCUACGUCGGUACUGCGAAUCCAGCGGUGAAGCCAGGACUUGCGCAUGAGUUCAGGUUCUUCGUAUGGCUGAAAAAUGUCGUCUUUCGCUGUUUUGGAAAACGUGUCCAUGACUACGAGCAAGUCGUGGUGACUCAAACUUGUCCAAACGUAAACCUCGCGUCAGCCCAAUUGAAUGAGGAAAACGAAGACUUUGCCUCCCGUCGGCGGUACCAUCAGACUGCGGUCGUACAGGGUCGCUACGUGGAUGAGGUAUGAAUGAAAAUGGAAGCACAAAGCGGUGCCGCGAACGAAACAGCAGACGGGGAAGAAAGCGCGCACCACGUGGGCGGAUGAAUUAACUUAAUAUUAUACCAAACAAACUAACCUACUAGCCAGAGACAGUGGUGGCCCGCCGCCUGUCGAACGAUGUACCCUCGCCACAUGUGUAUCCCGCCGUUGUAAAGUAACUAUAAGAGAGAUUUUGCAGCACUUGCUCGCAAGAAAUCCUCAAAGUAAAUGUGAAACAUAUUCAACUUUAAAAGGGAAUGAUUCGUAACAAGCAAUAUCGAGCAGCACACAUCAAAAGAUCGAGAUAUCGUUUCGAUACAUACAUACACACACGUGAGUGGGCGACGAGUAGAAUUAAAAGGAAAAAUUUAAAUUUUUCGAUCUUAUAAACACAAAAAGUAGUAUAGGAGCAAUUCGAAAUUGUACAUACUAAGGUGGUAUAGUUUCCUUUCUGAUGUGCUGCACCCAAGCGCUAUGUAACAUGUAUGUACAUUGUUUCCCCCUUUUAUAUGAUAUAAUUCCAACAAAACUUAUUUAUGAAUGCAAUUCCUGGCAACAAAUCCUUACACGACUGUUUAGCGGCUGUACCACUAGUGCAUGCUCAAAUGAGAUUAAAAUAAUUUGUCGUUAUUGGCGUUGUUCUAAUGCUUUCAAAAGUACAAGCCUAUUGCUCGUGCACACUUUCCCAGUAAUUGUUUUUCUUUCUUUGGUUCAAAUGCUAGUAUCAGUAGGUAGUUUGCAUAAAUUGAAUCCGAAGUCCCGUGCACGUGUACGGAACAUGAUCUCGGAUAAGUAAAAGCAGCCAGCGCAUACACAUGUUACCUUUCGGGGGCUAGAAAUCGAGAGAACAAUAAGUAUGCAGGU